Molecule: messenger RNA, 1618 nt
Organism: Sesamum indicum (sesame)
Lineage: Eukaryota; Viridiplantae; Streptophyta; Magnoliopsida; Lamiales; Pedaliaceae
Product: Pyridine nucleotide-disulfide oxidoreductase family protein
Biological process (GO): chlorophyll biosynthetic process; photosynthesis
Cellular component (GO): chloroplast thylakoid membrane
Molecular function (GO): FAD binding; oxidoreductase activity, acting on the CH-CH group of donors, NAD or NADP as acceptor
Source: RefSeq, marked validated
CUUAACUAAAAUCACCCCCCAUGGCUUCCAUCGCCCUCAAAACCUUCGUCGGCCUCCGCCAGUCGACGCCGGAAAAUAACGCUAUAGUUCUCUCCAAGCCCAUCGCCACCACCACCUUGCCCUACCGUAGGUUACGCGUAAAUGCCUCGAAAUCCAGCCCCCGAGUCACUGGGCGCAACCUUAGAGUCGCUGUGGUUGGAGGCGGUCCUGCUGGUGGCGCCGCCGCGGAGACACUGGCCAAGGGAGGCAUCGAGACGUUCCUCAUCGAACGGAAAUUGGACAACUGCAAGCCCUGUGGCGGCGCAAUCCCUCUAUGCAUGGUCGGGGAAUUCGACCUUCCGCUGGACAUCAUUGACCGUAGAGUGACCAAAAUGAAGAUGAUUUCGCCCUCUAAUGUUGCCGUGGACAUUGGCCAAACCCUGAAGCCCCACGAGUAUAUUGGCAUGGUCCGCCGCGAAGUACUCGAUGCUUACCUCCGCGACCGCGCCUCCGACGCCGGAGCCACUGUCAUCAACGGCCUCUUCUUGAAAAUGGACCUGCCCCAGUCCAAGAACGCGCCGUACGUUUUACACUAUACCGACUACAACGCGAAAACAGGGAGCGCUGGCGAGAAGAAGACUAUGGAAGUAGACGCCGUCAUUGGCGCCGACGGCGCCAACUCCCGCGUCGCAAAAGGCAUCAACGCCGGCGACUACGAUUACGCCAUUGCCUUUCAAGAGCGCAUCAAAAUCUCAGAUGAAAAAAUGAAGUACUACGAAAAUUUGGCAGAAAUGUACGUCGGUGAAGAUGUCUCGCCUGAUUUCUACGGUUGGGUUUUCCCCAAAUGCGACCACGUCGCCGUCGGUACCGGCACGGUGACCCACAAAGGCGACAUCAAGAAAUUCCAACUCGCGACUAGACUCCGCGCCCGAGACAAAAUCGAAGGGGGGAGAAUCAUCCGCGUGGAAGCCCACCCCAUCCCUGAACACCCGCGGCCAAAGCGAGUCCUCGACAGGGUUGCGCUGGUCGGCGACGCCGCCGGGUAUGUUACAAAAUGCUCCGGCGAGGGGAUAUACUUCGCGGCGAAGAGCGGGCGGAUGUGCGCUGAGGCGAUAGUGGAGGGAUCGGAGAACGGGAAGAGGAUGGUGGAGGAGAGUGAUUUGAGGGUGUAUUUGGAGAAGUGGGACAAGACGUAUUGGCCGACGUACAAGGUUUUGGAUAUCCUGCAGAAGGUUUUCUACCGAUCGAAUCCGGCGAAGGAGGCAUUCGUGGAGAUGUGCGCCGACGAGUAUGUGCAGAAGAUGACCUUCGACAGCUAUUUGUACAAGCGGGUCGUGCCCGGGAACCCGUUGGAGGAUUUGAAGUUGGCUGUGAACACCAUUGGGAGCCUGGUAAGGGCUAAUGCGCUGAGGAAGGAGAUGGAGAAGCUUAGUGUAUAAGCGGGUGGAUGACCCGGUUGGAAGGUAUUGAUCAGUAGUUGAUCACUUGUUUGUGGGAGGCAAUUGAUUUAUACGAGGAAGGUUGUGGAAUUCCUCGAAUGAGAGAGUUGUACUUUGCUAUAUGUUAAUUCUACCUAUCUGUCUGAAAUACUUCUGUUGUAGUUGAAGCCUGUAAGAUAAAGCUAUGUUGAUUAGAACAA